Molecule: messenger RNA, 368 nt
Organism: Dibothriocephalus latus
Lineage: Eukaryota; Metazoa; Platyhelminthes; Cestoda; Diphyllobothriidea; Diphyllobothriidae
Source: the annotation of a GenBank genome assembly
UCCAAGAAGCCUGUACAAAUGGCUUUCUGGUGGUUUGUUACCAGCCGCACUGGGAACCGCCCUAUGAAGCCCUCGUUGAUCGCUUGGAGGCCGGUGAGGCUGACGUGCGUCUGGCCUACUCCGGCUUUGCAGAUUCCUCCCUGCCACAGUGCAGCCUCACUGCUCUGAAUUACUUCGAUGACCGUGUGCUCAACUUUGCGAACGAGGCGGCUGAACUCUGGCGCACCACCUUCCUCCGCCUGUCUACUCAGGCCGCUCCGCCUACUACGACCAAUCGGAAACCAUAUUGUCUGCAACUGGAUCUGGUGAAGAUGACCUACGCUUGCGGCAUUCGGAUAUACCAGCUAGGGGUGAGCAUGUUUAUUUAG